Diatraea saccharalis (sugarcane borer) is the source of this 2442-nucleotide messenger RNA. Lineage: Eukaryota; Metazoa; Arthropoda; Insecta; Lepidoptera; Crambidae. The record is from the annotation of a GenBank genome assembly.
GUCGUUUCGUUUUCGUGUGGUUCGUGCUUCGUGACGUGAUUUCCAAUUUUAUAGUUUUAUCAUUAUCUACAGUGAAUUUUAAAUAUUAACGUCCAAGAAGAUGUCUUCACGAGGGCGAGGUUAUGGAGGUUAUAGCAACAGAGGUAGUUACAAUGGCCGCGGGAGCAGUUACAGGGGCUCAUAUCGUGGAAGUAGCCACCGCGGUUCAUAUGAAAGCCGCGGAGGACGUGGAGGUGGUUACUCUUCCUACAACAAUGAUUCCCGCUAUAACAACAGCAGCACCAACCGUUAUAGCGGCACUCGUGACAGGAUAGAAGAGUCUUAUUCCAAGAAAAAUUAUAGAUCUGAAAGCUCUGCAAGUUACUCAAACCGAGAUUAUGGUGGUCGAUCAGGUUCACCUGAUCGAAAAAGGAUGAGAAUUGAUGGGUCCUCGAGCGAUAGACGUAGCCAUGAUGGCGGCGGGCAUUACGGUGGAUCCUACGGCGGUAGACAAGAAAGUUACAACAGCGAAAGGCGAUCAUUCGGUGGUGAAGACAGAAGACGUUCACCGAAUCGCGAAACGUACCGCAAGCCUAGUGGCAUGGGUCCGCCGCGAGAACCGCCUCGCUCGUCAGUGCGUCCCCGCGCGGCACGACGCUCGUUCCGUGGCCGCACCAUGCGCUCGCGCGCCUCAUUCCGCGGCGCACCGCGCUCACGCGGCACCUUUACCGCCAGGAGAUUCAAUGAUCGUUCGCUCGGCUAUACCCGAGCGUUCAAAUCAAUCAAAGGGAGAAGCUCUGUUAAAUCUAAAGAAGAAGCUUCUUCAACUGAGGAAGAUUGGGAUGCUGAUGAAAAGGAAGAGAUUGUUGAAGAAAAGAAAGAAUCUAAGAUUAAAUCUCCUAAGGAAGAAGAAGAAGAGGUGGACGCUUCAGAUGGUGAGGCAGGCGACGUUGGCGAUGACACUGACAAGGAGCCCGAUACUGCAUCGGAUGCAGCGCCACCACGUACGCGCUCCUACAUACAUCUGUCUUGUGUGCACUGCAAGGAGAAAUGUGCCACUUUUGGUGGGUACGCGAAGCACCUGUUGUCUAGUAAGCACCGCGCCGCGAUGAGCGCAGUGGCUCGUCGUCAUAAGGCUCAGUUGUUACGCAUGCGCGUGGCUCAGCGUGGGGCGCAGCGCGAGCUUGAAGCGGCGGCGGGCGCGGACCUAGCCCCCCGUACCACGUUCUGCCUAGUGUGUCGCCUCAAUCACCGUACCACGAGACACGCUCACAAUCUCACCGACACACAUCGCGCGAUGAAACGCUUCCUGAUGCCCUUCUGUCGCAUCUGCCGCGUCACCUUCCGCUCCCCAAUGAUCUACGAGCAUCAUAUAUGCUCCCUCGAUCAUCUCAAGAGAAAAGCAAGCCAAUCUGUACGUCGUGCGAGCCCUAAGGCGGAGGGUAGUGGUGAUGAGGGAAUGGAUGUUGAUUUGGAUAACUUUAUGACCCUCGAUUCAGUAGGCGACGUUGACGAAGUGGAAGAUGAUGACUCAGGUGGUGAAAAGAAAGAGGAGUCUGCACCUAAGAAACCAAAAGUGGAGAUCAACAUUGGAAGUGAACAUAUAAAAAAGAUGGAGGUAUGGUGGUGUGAGUUAUGCCGUGUUUACUUGCCGCGCUUGGAACCUGGCGGCGCGGAGGAAGCUGAGGCGUUGCGACGACACUGUCGCCUGCGUAUACAUCUCGGACGUUACGUGCAGCAUCGCGACACGCGUACACUGCGCAAGCACGCCGAGCGCAUACAUAGGCAGCUGCAUCAACAGAAAGAGGAAGAGAAGGAGGCGUCGGCUGCUGACGAAAGCGGAGAAAAAGUUAAACAAGAGAAAACUGAAACUAUUGAAGAUACUAAAAAGAAUGAAAAUGGUUCUGAAGCCGUUAAUAUGUCGGGAAGUGAAGAUAAACUGUGGGCAGAUGUAGACAAAGAUAUUGGUGAACUUCUGCGUGAAGUCGAUCCCCAAGAUAAUGAAGGCAGUGAUGAUGAUGAUGACCUUGACAGGUAUGAAAAAUACAGGAAGAGUGAUAAAAAGCCCAAAAAUGAAGGGGAAGAAGAAACGGAUGCUAUUAUAACAGAGAAUUCCAACGAAAAAAACAACAUUGAAGUUAAAGCACCUGCUUAAAUUAUCUGUUAAGGGUCAGUGCAAACCAGGCGGAAGAUUCGUCGAGCAUCAUACGGAAGUAUGCGUUAGUACGUGACUGCUUAUCCAUAGAAAGUGCAGUCAUAUCAUAUAUUUGUCACUUCUGAUGUUCUGCAACCGACGACGCAUCUUCCGUCAAAUAUGCACUUUGUGUCUGAGGCACUAGCAUAUUAUGUUAUAUUAUAGGUUAAGAAACACUAGUUAUUCUAGUUACGUUCUAGGUAGAUAUAGUAUAUGUAUUUUCAAAACUCUGCAAUAUUGAACGUGUGACAUCAUUAAAAUGCAUAUAG